This is a messenger RNA of Urocitellus parryii (Arctic ground squirrel), 791 nucleotides long. RefSeq names its product BLOC-1 related complex subunit 8 (gene Borcs8). NCBI's taxonomy places the organism in Eukaryota, Metazoa, Chordata, Mammalia, Rodentia, Sciuridae. Gene Ontology annotation, cellular component: BORC complex. The record is from RefSeq and is a predicted model, not a curated record.
UUCCCGUUCUCUGGUUCUGCUAGCUGCCGUCGCUAUGGAGGAACCAGAGAUGCAGCUCAAGGGGAAGAAAGUCACGGACAAGUUCACUGAGAGCGUCUAUGUCCUGGCCAACGAGCCAUCUGUGGCCCUGUACCGGCUGCAGGAGCAUGUGCGCCGCUCUUUGCCUGAGCUGGCCCAGCACAAGGCGGACAUGCAGCGGUGGGAAGAGCAGAGCCAGGGAGCCAUUUACACUGUAGAGUACGCCUGCAGUGCCGUCAAGAACCUGGUUGACAGCAGUGUCUACUUCCGUAGCGUCGAAGGUCUGCUCAAACAGGCCAUCAGCAUCCGAGACCACAUGAAUGCCACUGCCCAGGGCCACAGCCCCGAGGAACUGCCCCCGCCCUCCUCAGCCUGAUCCUGGAAGAAUCCUGAAGGCCCCUGUCCUCCCCCAACCCAGAAGAGAAAACCGAGGCUCAGAGAAGCGAGACAGCCCAGGGUCGAGGCCCAUGCCCGGAAGCACCAAGAUUCACACCCAGACCCUCUGACCCCUCCACAUGGUCCUCGGCCCAGGUGCCUCAUGGGACAACUCUAUACCUCUCAGACUCCUUCCUCACUGCCUAACCUGACCAGAGCUGGGCCCCUGGGUACCACCUUGUGUAACCCAGAGGGAUUAAAGACCAAGCCAGUGGGGCCAACACAGACCUGUUCCUGCUGAAACCUCCAGGCCCAGCUAAAAUCAUCCCAAGACAUGCCUUUUCUUCCUACACUCUUAUCUGCUCUUGGAUCAAUAAUUGCCCCCAUGAUAAUCCUGA